Molecule: messenger RNA, 2055 nt
Organism: Molossus molossus (Pallas's mastiff bat)
Lineage: Eukaryota; Metazoa; Chordata; Mammalia; Chiroptera; Molossidae
Gene: NGLY1
Product: N-glycanase 1
Exons: 11
Coding region: 129-1862 (577 amino acids)
Biological process (GO): glycoprotein catabolic process; protein quality control for misfolded or incompletely synthesized proteins; protein deglycosylation
Cellular component (GO): cytoplasm; cytosol; nucleus
Molecular function (GO): peptide-N4-(N-acetyl-beta-glucosaminyl)asparagine amidase activity
Source: RefSeq, a predicted model, not a curated record
AUAUAAUCAAACUUUUGUUUUAAAUCAGAAACCCUAAUGAUGAAAAAUAUAGAUCUAUCCGGAUUGGAAACACAGCUUUUUCAACUAGACUCUUGCCCGUCAGAGGAGCUGUUGAAUGUUUAUUUGAAAUGGGCUUUGAAGAGGGAGAAACACAUCUUAUCUUUCCUAAAAAAGCUUCAGUGGAGCAGCUGCAAAAAAUUCGUGACCUCAUUGCCACAGAGAGAAGUAGCAGAUUGGAUGAAUCAAAUAAGAGCCACAAAGUAGAAUUAUCUCAGCAACCUGCAACCAGUACCCAGCUUCCUACAGCACUGUCUUCAAAUCCUAAUGGGUUAACCCAGCAUGCAGGGAACAGUGAAGGGCAGUCAUCAAAUCCACCAUCUGCUCCAAUGGUUACUGCCGAUUCAGUCAUUCUAAAAGUUCUUCGGUCCAACCUUCAGCAUGUGCUGGUCUAUGAGAAUCGUGCUCUCCAGGAGAAAGCAUUGGCUUGUAUUCCAGUCCAACAACUGAAAAAGAGAUCUCAAGAAAAAGUAUCUAGAGCUAGAAAAUUGGAUAAAGGUACUAAUUUAAGUAAUGAGGAUUUUCUUUUGCUGGAGCUUUUACACUGGUUUAAGGAAGAAUUUUUCCAGUGGGUGAAUGACAUUUUGUGCAGCAAAUGUGGUGGCAAGACUAAGGCUAGAGGUGAAACAUUAUUUCCCACUGAUGAUGAGCUAAAGUGGGGUGCAAACAGAGUAGAAGAUCAUUAUUGUGAUGCAUGCCAGUUCAGCAGUCGGUUCCCAAGGUACAAUAAUCCUGAGAAACUUUUGGAAACAAGAUGUGGACGAUGUGGCGAGUGGGCCAAUUGUUUCACACUGUGCUGCCGAGCCUUAGGGUUUGAAGCUCGCUAUGUGUGGGAUUACACAGACCACGUCUGGACCGAAGUCUACUCCCUUUCUCAGCAGCGGUGGCUGCACUGUGAUGCAUGUGAAGAUGUCUGUGACAAGCCGCUUCUCUAUGAAGUAGGCUGGGGCAAGAAGCUGUCCUAUGUCCUAGCGUUUUCUAAAGAUGAGGUGGUUGAUGUCACUUGGCGAUAUUCUUGUAAACAUGAAGAGGUAAUCUCCAGAAGAACUCAGAUUAAAGAAGAUUUACUUCGAGAAACUAUUAAUGGACUUAAUAAACAGAGGCAAAUAUCUUUGUCAGAAAACAGAAGAAAAGAACUUCUCCAGAGGAUAAUUGUGGAGCUUGUUGAAUUUAUAUCUCCCAAAACCCCUAAACCUGGAGAACUUGGUGGAAGAAUAUCUGGGUCAGUGGCUUGGAGAGUAGCCCGAGGUGAAAUGGGUCUAGAGAAAAAAGAAACCUUGUUCAUCCCCUCCGAAAAUGAGAAGAUUUCUAAACAGCUUCACCUUUGUUAUAAUAUUGUGAAAGAUCGUUAUGUUCGAGUUUCAAAUAAUAAUCAAACCAUUUCUGGAUGGGAAAAGGGUGUGUGGACAACUGAAUCCAUAUUCAGAAAAGUUGAAACAGACUGGAACAUGGUGUAUUUAGCCCGAAAGGAAGGAUCAUCUUAUGCUUCUAUUUCCUGGAAGUUUGAGUGUGGGUCAGUUGGCCUAAAACUAGAUAGUAUUUCCAUUAGAACAAGCAGUCAGACCUUCCAGACUGGAACAGUACAGUGGCGACUGCGAUCUGGUGUAGCACAAGUAGAACUGUUGGGCGAUAAAAUUCUUCGCUCCUAUAAUGAUUUUUCUGGUGCCACUGAAAUUAUUUUGGAAGCAGAAUUAAGCAGAGGAGAUGGUGAUGUUGCUUGGCAACAUACUCAACUAUUUAGACAAAGCUUAAAUGACCAUGAAGAAAAUUGUUUGGAGAUAAUUAUAAAAUUCAGUGACCUUUGAGAACCUGAAUAUUGUAGAAAAGCUGGCAAUAAUCAAGGACUUACCAUGUUUUCAAUUAGUCUGUUGGUUCAGUGCAUGCUUAGUGGGCAGUUUACUACCCUCUGCUAGCAUAUUUUUUUGCUGGCUAUCCAUCAUGUAACCCUCAUGAAAAUAUAUCUUUGUACCGUGGACCAUAAUGAAACCUCGAAUUAAA